This is a messenger RNA of Debaryomyces fabryi, 2283 nucleotides long. RefSeq names its product Zn(II)2Cys6 transcription factor. NCBI's taxonomy places the organism in Eukaryota, Fungi, Ascomycota, Pichiomycetes, Serinales, Debaryomycetaceae. The record is from RefSeq and is a predicted model, not a curated record. The transcript has a single exon. Gene Ontology annotation, cellular component: nucleus. Gene Ontology annotation, molecular function: RNA polymerase II cis-regulatory region sequence-specific DNA binding; zinc ion binding; DNA-binding transcription factor activity, RNA polymerase II-specific. The coding region runs from base 1 to 2283 and encodes 760 amino acids. Gene Ontology annotation, biological process: positive regulation of transcription from RNA polymerase II promoter by galactose; DNA-templated transcription.
AUGACAACUCCGUCUACUAAGUCUGUAGCAACUUCUGCGGAUAGUCUGCUGACAGAUUCUAAUAAAUUCUCAUGUAACGAAUGUAAGAGGAGAAGAAUGAAAUGUUCAAGAGAAGUACCUGUAUGUGCCUCGUGUUUAAAGUAUAAAAGGCAUUGUUUGUAUGAGAAACAUUGCAAAACUCCUUUAACUAGGAAACAUUUAACUGAAGUUGAAGAAGAAUUGAAUAUUGUGAAACAAUUGUUGAUGAACUAUAUUUCUGAUGUUGAACUCUCAAGCUUAUUACUGAAAGUGAGGAAUGGAUCUAACAUUAGUGAUAUUCCCGAAUUUACUACAUAUUUGGAUAAAGUUCCACGCAAAAGAAAGAAACUUGUAAAUGAAGGUCCUGAUUGUGACAGAAAUAACUUAGAUCGAACAACGGGCAAUCAAAGAAUGAAUAAUCUAAUAACUCCACAAACUUCAGGGACCAUUAAUAUAGAAUCGCUUUUAACUGAUGAUAACUCAGUUUAUGAUAAACGAAAUAAUUUAGAUAUGUAUCAAAAAGGUAACUUACAACAAUAUGGAAUUAUGGUGGGGGAAGGAGAUUUUCAAAUACCUCAGCUUUUACCAUCAAGCGUUAAUGUUGAUGAAAUAAAUCCCAAUGAUCGUCAGUUUCGAAGGAAGUAUUUUAAAGGUAUGAAGUUACAACCAGCAUCAAUUAGCUCAAAUUUUAAUUGGGAUGAAAGGAAUCGAUACGAUGCGAAAACGCAACCUUCAGUUAUUGAUGGAAAGGCUACAACAGAAGAAAGUGGUUAUCUUGGAACUGUAUUUAGCUCGGCUGUUAUUAAUUUGGUUGGUAAUGGAUUUUUUUUACACGAUACAAGAAUAGAGGGGCAUAAAAAUGCCAUACGAAAUGGCUCUGAAUAUUCUCAACAAAAAUUAAGCAAGCAGAGGAUAGAAAAUUAUAUUGAACAAUAUUUUGAAACUUAUCACAUUUCAUAUCCUAUCAUUCAUAAACCUACUUUCAUGGCUCAAUUGAACGAAAUAAUUCCACGGCCGGAGCCGGAUUGGGAAAGCUUAUAUUACAUUGUUGCUGCAAUUGGCUCGUUUAUGUCAGCAACUUCACAACAAGAAAGUGAAGAUUUGGAACUUUUUGACAUGGCAAAAUCUAAGCUAUCAAUAGAUGUUUUAGAAACUGGUAAUAUCACUUUGGUACAGACGUUAACCUUAAUGUCUAAUUAUUUGCAAAAGAGGGAUCGACCUAAUUCUGGAUAUAAUUAUUUAGGAUUAGCUGUCAGAAUGGCAUUAGGACUUAGAUUACAUAAACAAAUAGAUGACUCAAAUGAAUCUAUUUUGGAUCAAGAAAUGAGAAGAAGAAUUUGGUGGUGUUUAUAUAUAUUUGAUUGUGGCCAAACAAUUGGCUAUGGAAGGCCAUUAGGUAUUCCAUGUUCUGGAAUUGAUACAAGGUUGCCAUUAAAUAUAUUGGAUUCAAACUUGACUGCUCUUAGUGUUAAGUUUCCCGAUGAAGAAGAACAACCAACUAUUUUUACAAGUGUUAGACUACAGUCUUUAUUUCAUUUGCUAACCAAUAGUAUUUAUGAAAGAAUCAUAACCGAUCCGUUCCCAUCUGCACAACUAUUAUUGGAUUGGGACAAGCUUUAUCUUGAAAGAUGGCGAAAAUUAAUACCUAAUUACUUUAAAAAAGAAGCUCACGUUUCUUUAAGAUUCAAACUUGCGCUUUUCGUACUUGAAUGGAGGUACAGAAAUUUGAAGAUUAUAAUGUUUCGUACUUUUUUGUUGAAAAGAGUUAUUUUAGAUCCAAAAAAGUUAAAUGCAGAUAAUGAAGAUACUUAUGAAUCACAAGCUGCAAAUUUAUGCUUAAAAGAAUGUAGUGAAACGAUUACCAGUAUGGCAAAAUUUUGGGAAGAAAAUACGAGAUACAACAGAAUGGAAGUCUGGUACUCUUUAUAUUUUUUGAUUCCUGCAGUUUUAAUGCCCUUAGUUUGUCUCCGAAAUGACCCAAUUUCAGAAUCUGCAGAAUAUUGGAGGUCUGAUAUAAUUUCCGCGCAAAAUAUUAUUCAGAAGUUAACAAAAAUCUGCCCUGCUGCUAGUAAGAUUUUGGAUCUUAUCAGUAUUUUAGGCGAAACACACCUUACGAACCAAGCACACGAAACUAAUAAUGAUAAUAAUAUUAUUCCAUCUUAUUCAACUUUAGGUACUGACGAAAGUCCAUUAUCUCAAUUAAACCAAUUGCAUGAGAUGUUAUGGCCUAUAUCUUUCGAUAUUGAUCAGCAAUUUUUGCAAUAA